Metopolophium dirhodum (rose-grain aphid) is the source of this 1246-nucleotide messenger RNA. RefSeq names its product adenine phosphoribosyltransferase-like. The transcript has 5 exons. Gene Ontology annotation, molecular function: adenine binding; AMP binding; adenine phosphoribosyltransferase activity. Gene Ontology annotation, biological process: adenine salvage; AMP salvage. Lineage: Eukaryota; Metazoa; Arthropoda; Insecta; Hemiptera; Aphididae. Gene Ontology annotation, cellular component: cytoplasm. The record is from RefSeq and is a predicted model, not a curated record. Bases 501 to 1049 code for a protein of 182 amino acids.
GGAUGUAUCUAAAUCAUUUAUUGACUUGGUCAAUUUGACUACUAUUACAUUUUGCUGAUACCUACCUUAAAAAAAUUUAUAUAAGUCGGAUAAUUACGACGGUCUAUUAUAUUAUAAGAUAAUAUUAUGAUUGUUUUGACUUUUGAAUGCCACGAAUUACAAUUCAAUUCAGUUUAGAGAUAAAAUUCCAAAUAUCAAAUCACGUAUACCUUUAAUAAUUGCGUAGUUAUUUUCUUAGAGUGUUAUCGUAAUUUGUGAUCGUUUACUACAGUAGUACAAUACCACAUUAUUAUUGAGUUUGAAUUUUUUUUGUAUUACUCUGUUCCACAUUAAAAUGUCAUCAAUGGCUAUCAAAUUCAGAUAUCAAUAAAUAUUAAAUACUACUCAGAUAGUGCUCGAGAAUCUUGUUCGGUGUUCUAUAAAAAAAAAAUUGUUACGAAUUUAAGAUCAAAUAAUUUUGUUACAAGAAUACAAGAUUCAAAUCUACCAAUACAUUUAUCAUGACAUCAACAAUUACAUUGGAGGAUAACAUAUUAAUGUUACAACAAUAUGUUGAAUAUUUUCCAGACUUCCCUAAACCAGGAAUCUUAUAUAAGGAUGUAUUAUCAUUGUUAAGCCACAGUGAUGGAAUAAAAUUGUUGGAGAAAAUAUUGAAACAAAUUUCUGAUCAACUGCGUGGUAAAGUUGACUGUAUAGCGAUGUUGGAGACUCGUGGUUUUAUUUUUGCUCCAAUACUUGCUUUACAACUCAAUGUACCAUGCAUACCUGUUAGUAAAAAAGGAAAUUUACCAGGUCCUGUCAUUGAAAUGUCAUAUAUUUUGGAAUAUGGAGAAGAUAUUUUGACAGUACAAUUAAACAGUAUUACAAAAGGACAGAAGAUAUUCAUAGUGGAUGAUUUCCUUGCAACUGGUGGUACAUUAGAAGCCGCUUCAAAGUUAAUAGAAAAAGCAGGUGGCGAAAUUGUACAAGGAUUGGUAUUGAUGGAAAAAUUAGAAUUAGAAGGACGUAAAAGAUUAAAUUUUCCAAUGAUAUCAUUAAUGUCUGAAUAAUUUUUGGAAACAAACUGUUUUUUUUUAUAUAUUUUACUAUGUGUAAUAAAUAAUUUAAUAACCAUAUCUUAUAGAUAUUAUUAUUAAAAUCAUUUUUAUUUACAAAAAAAAAUUGUACCUUUUGCAUAAACACAAUAUUAUAUAAAUAUUCCAUAAUAUAGUUGUUAAAUAAAAGUGUAAUUGAGUUUUCCAAAAUA